AUGGCUAACUACUGGUCUGUUCAGGUUUUCUGUGGGGUUCUGUCCACCAUGCUCAUGGCCGUGGGGGCACUGGAUGGUGGGAUGGAAUGUACAGACAAGGACAGAUUACUGACAGAGAUAUCCAAAGAUCUGGACCCACCGUCUGAGUGUGUGCUGGGUUGCACUGUACUGACUUACAGAGCUAUGCUGGAGACCCAAGAUAUACCGACUGUACGCUUCAAAGACUCUACAGCAGGUGAGAACACCAUUAUAUAUAUAUAUUUUGUGAUGGGCACCGAUAUGGAAAAUCUAUAUCGAUAUCAGUUGCAUUUUUCAAUUAGAUAUUGAUAUCAUAUCGGUAUGCCUUGCUCAUUUCGAUAUCAAACUAUAUCAAAUGAUAUCAAUAUCAUAUCGAAUUAUCAAUAUUGGUAUCCACCCCUGAUAAUAUGAUAUACUGUAAAAGCACCAUAUAGCAUGAUAUAUCACAGUCUAAGGGAAUUGCUGAGAAUAAAAGGCAUUCAUUUCUAGAAAACAUUUUUUUUUGUUGCACUGAUAAAAAGGAUAUGCAGAAAAGACGAGCUGUGGUGCUGUGUGUAGCUCAGUUGGUGGGAGUGUCAUAUAUCAUAUACCAUGUAUCAUACUAAGACUAUCCCCUUUUUCUCCACAGGUGAGCAUGGAGAAUACUGCUGGUCUAUGAAAACUAAGUGUAGCCCCGGCGAGCUCCUGCUUCAUGUCUACAUCAUGCUACCUGUGGAUGUGUCACUGGUUAACGGGGAAACCCUCGGACUGAGAGCUACUCUCCCCCACCAUAACAACGUACUGACUCCUCUCAACGGCCCCACGCCACUCUCCAAACUCUGUGGCCUCCGCUUCGACGUCACAGACCAGUUCACCGUGACAAAGAGAUUUCCAACGUUCUGUGUGCAGGUGGUCCCACGGCAGAGCACCUUGGAAAACGGUGUUCAUAUUAGAUGCCCACCUUUCCUGGUGACGAUGUGGCAGAGGCAGACUAAGUAA
This is a messenger RNA of Coregonus sp. 'balchen', 996 nucleotides long. Lineage: Eukaryota; Metazoa; Chordata; Actinopteri; Salmoniformes; Salmonidae. The record is from the annotation of a GenBank genome assembly.